AUGACCGUAGCCGGCGUUGCCAAGUCUGUGUACAGCGAGGGGUGGGAACGGGCCAUGAGUGAAGAAUUUGAAGGGCACUUGGGCACGGGGACGUUUUCAUUCGUAGACGGCGCGCCAGAGGGGCGCAGGCCUGUGAGCUCCAGGUGGUGUUUUAGUUGGAAGACCAACAAGGAAGGCAAGGUAGAAAAUUUCAAAGCGCGUCUGGUUGCUAGGGGAUUUUCGCAAAUCCCGAACGUUGAUUAUUUCCAUUCGUCUUCCCCUGGCCCAUCAUCCGCAUCCAUCAAACUGAUGCUUGCGGUAGCAGACGAGAAGGGCAUUAACCUCAAUCACUGGGAUGUGAAGCAGGCGCAGUGGGGGUACCACGCUGCUGAUACGCUAGUCGAGAACGGGUUCGAGCAAUGCAAGGCGGACCCGUGUGUUUUCCGCAAGAUGGUAGACGAAGUCGUGGUGAUGAUUAUCGUGAUUUAUGUGGAUGACAUUUUGGUGGCUGGGUCUGACGAGGAUUGCGAGGAGUUGCUUGCUUCUCUCAACAAGAAAUUUCCCACCAAAAACCUUGGAGAGUGUCAAUGGUUUGAUGGGUGUGCCAUCGAGCGAGAUGUAGAGGCUGGGACUCUUAGAAUCUCCCAAACCGCGUAUAUCGACAGCAUGGUUGAACGCUUCGAUGUGCAAUCAACUUCCCGCAUCCCCGCUACCCCUGGUGCCGAUCUAGGGCCGCAGCGAGAGGAUGAGGAGGGAGGGGAGUGGCCGGUGAGGGAGGCCAUCGGCAGCAUGAUGUGGGUGUCGACUUUCUCGCGUCCAGACGUCUCGUUCGCCGUGCGUGCGGUAGCGCGCCACGCCCACGCCCCGGCGAAGCGGCACUGGGAUGCCAUACAGAAGAUCCUCGGCUACCUGAAAGGGACGAGGGACCUCGGCAUCACCUACCAACGGGGAUCGGGGUUAGGGCUGGCCGUGUACGUAGACGCUAGCUACGCCGACACGGAGGAUAGGCGUUCGGUGUCAGGGUUGGCGACGACGGUUGGAGGUACCGUAGUCAGCCAUGGUAGCAAGACGCAGAGUAUCGUGUCUUUGUCUUCAACGGAAGCCGAGUACAUUGCUGCCGGGGAGGGCGUCAAGGAGUCGUUGUUUGUGCGUGCUGUGCUUUCGUUUGUUGCCCCAGAGACCAGAGGUCGCACGAAGCACAUCGACGUGAGGUUUCAUUUCAUCCGCGGAUUGUUUAGGUCGGGGGAUAUUACGGUCAAGUUUAAUCCGACAACGGAGCAACACGCGGACCUCCUUACCAACGCCCUUAGCAGGGCCAGCCUGCAGUACCACCGGCGAAAGCUGAUGGAUUUGCCGGAGUAG
Molecule: messenger RNA, 1341 nt
Organism: Ectocarpus sp. CCAP 1310/34
Lineage: Eukaryota; Phaeophyceae; Ectocarpales; Ectocarpaceae
Source: the annotation of a GenBank genome assembly